Molecule: messenger RNA, 2589 nt
Organism: Sphaeramia orbicularis (orbiculate cardinalfish)
Lineage: Eukaryota; Metazoa; Chordata; Actinopteri; Kurtiformes; Apogonidae
Gene: znf668
Product: zinc finger protein 668
Exons: 2
Coding region: 126-2096 (656 amino acids)
Biological process (GO): regulation of transcription by RNA polymerase II
Cellular component (GO): nucleus
Molecular function (GO): DNA-binding transcription factor activity, RNA polymerase II-specific; RNA polymerase II transcription regulatory region sequence-specific DNA binding
Source: RefSeq, a predicted model, not a curated record
AGAGCCGUCCCCCAUCCCACAGCCAGUCAACACGAAUCACCGUGUCUCCCUGUAAAUGCAGUCGUGUACAGACGCAUUCUCUGACAGUAUCGAUCAGCUAUUAAUGUCCUGAUUCAGAUACAAAGAUGGCCUCCCCCCAGCCUGGCAGCCCACCACUUGCAGAGCAGUACACCCCCCCUGCACAGGAUGAGGAGAGCCACCAAAAAGAAAAGAUGGUAAAGGAUCAGACUGCAAAAAAACGUGGCAGAGGCAGACCUCCUAAAGCCAAACCUGCCUUCAAAUGCUCAACAUGUGCAGAGGUAUUCAAAAGUCUCUCAGCUCUGCGGAGCCACAAGCUUUCGGCACAUGCAAAAGACCGUCAGCAGCAACACACAUGUUCUCAGUGUAAUAAAACAUUCUCAAGCAAGGCUCAGCUCUCAAAGCAUGAGCGUACUCACUCAGCCCAACGCCCCUUUCAGUGUCCCGACUGCCACAAAGCUUACAAGACGCCCACAGAGCUCCGCAACCAUAGCCGCUCUCACACUGGGGAGAAGCCUUUUGUAUGCACUGAUUGUGGGAAGGCCUUCAUGCAAGCUAUAUGUCUGAGGAUCCAUAUGACACAGCACAGCGGAGAGCGCCCCUAUUCCUGCCGUCAGUGCUCUAAGAGUUACCCCACUUUAUCAAAACUAAAGGUGCAUAUGCGUUCUCACACAGGAGAGAAGCCAUACUUUUGUGCUGAGUGUGGUAAGAGUUUUGCAGAUCCCUCUGUUUUCCGAAAGCAUAGGCGUAACCAUCAGGGUCAUCGACCAUACGCCUGUGAAGAAUGUGGAAAAACAUACACAGAGCUGAAAGACCUGAAAAACCAUGAGCGCUCUCACACUGGAGAAAAACCAUACCUGUGUUCAGACUGUGGCAAGGCCUUUUCUCGCUCCUCGUCGCUGGCCUGCCACCAGCGCAUUCAUUCCCAGAAUAAACCCUAUCAGUGUGAGCAGUGCGGUAAGGGCUUCACUCAGUUGUCUUCUUACCAGUCUCAUCUUCGCACUCACUCUGGGGAGAAGCCAUUCCUCUGUCCACAGUGCGGAAAGAUGUUUUCAGACCCUUCCAGUUUCCGUCGCCAUCAGCGGGCACACUUGGGUUUUAAGCCAUAUCCCUGCGAUAAAUGCUCCAAGAGGUUCCGCCAGCCAGCUGAUCUGGCUGUGCAUGAGCGUGUUCACUCUGGAUUGCGGCCUUACAGAUGUCAGAGCUGCGACAAGGCUUUUGUAGCAUCCUGGGAUUUGCGGCGCCACAUGCUUGUCCACACAGGACUCAGACCUUUCUCCUGCACCGAGUGUGACAAGUCAUUUGCUGAACGGUCCAGCCUCAACAAGCACCGACGUGUGCACUCUGGUGAGCGACCUUUCAAAUGUGAGGAGUGUUUAAAGUCAUUUGUUGUGUCAUCAAGCCUGCGCAAACAUGAGAGAACUCACCUUGCUGAACACGCUGAACAACAGCAACAGCAACAGUCACAACCGGAGGUGGACACGGGGUCGGCCUCUGGCUUCACUGCUCACACAACCCUCCCUCAGUUCUCCUGCACACACUGUGAUGCUACAUUUGGAACCUGGGAUGAAGUGCAGGCCCACGAGAGUCUUCAUUCCAUCGACUCUACUCCGACUGUAACAAAAAUCGUACCCCUGGGCUCACAUGUAUGUGAAAUUUGUCAGGCAGAGUUUGCGCAGCUGGCAGAAUUGCAGGAGCAUGAGAAGCAGCAUCCGAAGCCGAGGCCUCAUGUCUGUGACAGCUGUGGCAAAGGUUUCCUCAAUAAAUCUGGACUACGUAAACACCAGAAGAUCCAUUCCAGCAGCAAACCUCACAGCUGCCCCCACUGUGGCAAAGCUUUUCUGUUUGCUGCCUACCUUCGCAAGCACUUACGGACUCACACUGACCACACCCCAGCUGCCCCACUCAGUGACAUGAACAUUAUCCACACGGACCCACUCCCCUCCUCUCCGCCUCCCAGUGAAGUUUCCCCCAGUACCGUUGAACCCAGUGCAAUAUCGCUGACUGUUCCAGUGACGGUACCUGUGACUGCUUUCCAGACUCUGCCAGAGUAUUUAGUCAAGGAAGAGGAACUUUAAGCUCUUACUGUUUUGAUAUUUUGCCAAAGGCCUUAAAUCUUUUGAGGUGAUGGGUCUAAUUAUGAGAAAAAUAUUACAUUGGGGUCUCUUUCAUUUAAAAUGUCAGAGUUUUGUUAUUGCUCUGUAUUGCCAUGGUAUUUUAAAGAUAUUAUGUAUGUUUUAAAACUCAAACUGUAUUAUAAGUAUCCUACUGUCAAAUAGUCUUAUCUCUUGUGAUCCUUUCAUAGAAAUGUGGUGUUACAAACAUACUGUGUGCUCAUCCCAGUAAAAUUGCGCUUUAUAAAUGUGGCUAAAUAUGUUUUUUAUCAUACAUUUUAAUUACAGCUACUCUUAAAUUCUUUGUAUGUUUUGAUUUUAUCGUUUAGGACAUUUAUCACUGUUCAAUUAUUAAUUACUAUAACCUAAUCAUGAAAAAUGAGUUAUGUAAAAAAAAAAAAAGAGGCUGUGGCAUUACUUUUUUAUAUGAUUAAAAUAUCUCAGUAUUAAGUCUGUG